Lactuca sativa (garden lettuce) is the source of this 2213-nucleotide messenger RNA. RefSeq lists its product as uncharacterized. The record is from RefSeq and is a predicted model, not a curated record. Lineage: Eukaryota; Viridiplantae; Streptophyta; Magnoliopsida; Asterales; Asteraceae.
CAAUGAAAGCUCCGGGUGUAUUUAUUUUUAUUUUUAAAUUAACUUUUUGUAAUUUUGACACAAGCUCUACCCAGGUUUUACCAAUAAUUGUGAUCCUCUCUCUCCAUCUCUAUUCUCUAGAUAGACACCCCCAAAUCUCUCCACCGAUUAGCAGGUCUUUGGGGGCUUGAAAAACUUGUCAAUGGCAGUUUUUUGAACUUGUAUGAGUUGAGAAGGAUAAAGGAGGGUGGUGGAGAUUUUAUAGAAAACAAAUGUACCGGCAUAUGGCGGCAGAUCAGACUCAUGGUGGACAACCUACUGAUAGCGGAGAUGUGGUGGUGACUCUUGAUCAAAUUCCUAGAUGGAGUGAUGGGGAUUUUAGAUAUUCUUAUGAAAUUGAAGAUCCCAAUUUUCCAAAUUCAAACUUCCCUGAUCCCUUGGCUUCUUCUUCUGGAGCUGAAAGUAGUGGAAAGGUCUCAAGGUUUCCUGUUGACCAUGAAGUUAACUCAAAAAUCUAUCUUUGGAGAGGAAACCCAUGGAAUCUUGAAGUAGAUGCUGUUGUCAAUUCCACAAAUGAGAAUUUGGAUGAAGCACAAUGCAGCCCUGGUUUGCAUGCUGCAGCUGGGCCUGGUCUAGCUGAAGAAUGUGCAACAUUGGGUGGCUGUAGAACAGGGAUGGCAAAAGUUACUAAUGCAUAUGAUCUUCCUGCAAGGAGGGUUAUACAUACAGUUGGGCCUAAGUAUGCUGUAAAAUAUCAUACUGCAGCAGAAAAUGCUUUGAGUCACUGCUAUCGUGCUUGUUUAGAACUCCUCAUUGAAAAUGGACUCCAAAGCAUUGCUAUGGGGUGUAUAUACACAGAAGCCAAAAAUUAUCCACGAGAACCAGCAGCCCAUGUGGCAAUAAGAACUGUUCGCCGAUUACUUGAGAAACAAAAGGAUAAAAUUACAGGUGUUGUCUUUUGUUUAACAACAACAAAUGAUACUGAAAUAUAUAAAAGACUACUUCCACUCUACUUUCCUCGUGACAAAAAGGAAGAAGAGAUUGCAAUUUCAAAGCUUCCUGCUGAUGUUGGAGAUGAAAAUGGUGAAACAGUAAUAGAUGAAAGAAAAAUCAGAAUAAAACCAUUACCAAAUCUCAAGAAAAGUAGUAGCCCUAAACCUCAACGAGCCUCACUAGAUGUUCCUGUUAGUGAUCUUGUAAUGGCUAGAAGGAACUCUUCGCAUUUGGAAGCAUAUUUAGAUCCUGCUUUUAUGUCUAUAAUUAAAGAUCCUGAUCAAAGGCGUAAGGAACAAUGGGAAAGAACUGCUCGAGCACAAAAUGGAUUUAAUUUUGCGAAAAUGUUAGGGUUUGGUGAUCUUGGAGGCCCAAAACUUUCUGCUGCUGAAGAAUAUUCGUUACAUUCUAGAUAUCUUGCUAAAGCCAAUUCUCUUAAUCUUUCUGAAAUAGCAGAAAUGAAGAUUCUAUACAGGGGAGGGGUAGAUAGUGAAGGCAGACCAGUAAUGGUUGUAGUUGGAGCACAUUUUCUCCUUCGUUGUCUUGAUCUUGAAAGAUUUGUUCUUUAUGUAGUAAAGGAGUUUGAACCCUUGAUACAAAAACCUUAUAGCAUUGUUUACUUCCACUCUGCUGCAUCUCUACAAGUGCAGCCAGAUUUGGGAUUUAUGAGGAAAUUGCAGCAAAUACUUGGUAGGAAAAGCCAGCGCAAUCUUCAUGCAAUAUACAUCCUCCACCCGACCUUUGGACUCAAGGCUGCCAUACUUGCAUUGCAACUAUUAGUCGAUGGCAUGGUGUGGAAAAAGGCUGUAUAUGUUGAUCGACUUCUUCAGCUUUUCAGAUAUGUUCCUCGUGAACAGCUAACAAUUCCUGACUUUGUCUUCCAGCAUGAUUUGGAAGUGAAUGGAGGAAAAGGGCUUAUUGUGGAUCCAAGAACAAAAUAUGUAUACCAACGACCUUAGACAUGAGACAACACAUUUUUAUGCAAAUUUGAGCAAAAAGUACACCAAGGCUCUUCUUCAGUUUCACAAGGCUGUGAUUCAAAUCUGUGACACAACUGUAAAGUUUCCAUUUUAUUUAUUCAAGUUUCCUUCUAUUUAUAGAUGCGAGUUGUGAUGUAUUUUAUUUCCUCCUGUAAAGUUUUCAACACUUUAGAUAUUGUUCUUGUGAAAUUUGUUUAUUGUUUGGACUGACUGAUAAUCAUGUUGAAUAAAUUUUAAUAGUAAUGUUGUUGAUUUUCUUUA